Messenger RNA from Annulohypoxylon maeteangense, 1553 nucleotides. RefSeq names its product carbohydrate-binding module family 1 protein. The record is from RefSeq and is a predicted model, not a curated record. The transcript has 2 exons. Gene Ontology annotation, cellular component: extracellular region. Bases 237 to 1457 code for a protein of 406 amino acids. Gene Ontology annotation, molecular function: cellulose binding; hydrolase activity, hydrolyzing O-glycosyl compounds. Gene Ontology annotation, biological process: carbohydrate metabolic process. NCBI's taxonomy places the organism in Eukaryota, Fungi, Ascomycota, Sordariomycetes, Xylariales, Hypoxylaceae.
CACGGCACGAAGAUCUUUGACAUGGAUUCCUUUUCUUUCUACUCUGUUGCCAUGGUCUAUUUUAGUCCUAGGGGUAUUGCGUUAUCCCUGGGUCUAUAUUUCACUAGCCUGUAGCCCCAUCCACUUGCAUCUUUUUGUGAGGUGCUUAUUCAAGUAAGAUUUAGAAGUCAGCGCCUUUCAUAGAAACAAGUAUUUGCUAUCUGAAUAAGAAGGCCUGUUGGCUUCGAGCCUCAAGUAUGGCAAAAAUUUGGGGAUUUGCGGCUACGUUGGUAGUCCUCUCAUCGGUAGUGUCAGUUGUCCAGGCGCAGAACUAUCCCUUAGUUACAGAUUCAAGAUGCAACUGCUACAGGACCAACACGACGACUUCUCACUACUUCACUCACCACCGCUUCUUCGAUUUCAGAGAUAUGUCCCAGUAUGUGCGUAUACCAGCACCCAUCAAUGAUCCUCAAGCCGCCACUGCCGCCCCGGUAACGAACAAUUACUUCAACGACCCGGCAUGGACGAGCGUGUGGUCUAUCCAGAACUGGAACAAUAGUCUUCUCAUGAACGGGAGCUCGGACGUGACCGGAAGCGACGCCACGGUCCUUAUGGUGAACUCAGCAAACAACAUCUACUUCGACAAGAACCAAGAUAAGGGAGCGGAAUCUAAGACAUAUAUGGUGAUGCGGACGAUGCGCCACGACAAAUUCCAAUCGGCUUCCGAGAUAGAGUCUAUCUCCCUAGGUUACCGGUACAUUUCAAUUCGCAUGUACGCUCGGACGAAGGGCGCACCCGGGGCCGUGACGGCUAUGUUUACGUUCCGCGAGGCGGCGCAGCUUUCGCUGGUACAGGAAGCCGAUCUUGAAAUCAGGACGGUGGACCCGACGAACUCGAUCCAGUACACGAACCAGCCGUCGUGGAACGAGACCGGGGACAUUCCCCAAGCCACACGCAACGUCUCAAUGCCGAACCACGGGGAUUGGUCGGAUUGGCAAUACCAUCGAAUGGAUUGGACGCCGGGAUCCACUAGUUGGUUCGUUGAUGGACAACUGAUGUCAUCAAUUCAAUUCCAAGCGCCUCGGGACGCAAGUCGUAUCAUGUUCAACAGUUGGAGCGAUGGCGGUAGCUGGAGCGGUAACAUGAGUGUUAACGCUUCGGCGGAGAUGCAGAUCCAAUGGAUUGAUAUCGUUUACAACAGUACGGACCCGGUUCCCGGAAACCCGUUUUUGAACCCGGGUGCUGGAGGAGCAUGUGCGAACACGUGCAGUAUCGACCUUACUUCAAAGACCGGUACACCGGUGUUGAUUUCUGGACCUUCAGGCAACAAUCCUGCCCCUGGAAACGGUAAUUCCCCAGGGGCUUGCACUGCGGCUAAGUGGGGGCAAUGCGCUGGGAAGACGUGGAGUGGAUGUACGGCCUGUGCCGCGGGGACAUCGUGCAAAUUCCAGAAUGAUUAUUACUCCCAAUGCCUUUGAAGGAUGGAAUUCUAUUAUAUUAGCGUUGAUUUACAGUUGUUUUUUCUUACCCAGUUGAUACCAGUAAUAAAUACUUACCUGCGCGGAUUCGAAUUC